AUGGCCAGUAUUGCUAAAACUUCGGUGAUUCCUCCUCAACCUUCCACUGAAAGAAAUUUCACCUCGAGACUUUCCUAUGAUAAGACUACCAAUUGUAUAGGUUAUGCUAGUGGGAAAUCCGCGUUUAUUCGUAGUCUUGAUGAUGAAUCUUUAGAAAAAAUUCCAAAAGUUAUUCAAUUUACUGGACAUGGUAAUGCAAAUGUAACUGUUGUUAGAUUUUCACCAAUUCCACAAUCUCAAUAUGUGGCCUCAGGUGAUGAUCAAGGUAAAGUCAUUGUUUGGGGAUGGAGUUUAAAUAACGAUAAUAACUGCGUUGAAAUAAAUGUAAAGGCUGAAUUUCAUGUCCUUGCAGGAAAAGUUACUGAUAUUUCAUGGGAUUUUGAAGGUCGUAGAUUAUGUGUUGUCGGUGAAGGUAAAGAUAGAUUUGGUGCCUUCAUUUCAUGGGAUUCCGGUAAUUCCUUAGGUGAGAUCUCUGGUCAUUCUCAACGUAUUAACGCAUGUCAUAUGAAACAAUCUAGACCUAUGAGAGCAAUGACUGUUGGUGAUGAUGGUGCAGUUGUAUUUUAUCAAGGUCCACCUUUCAAAUUUGCUUCAAGUGAUAGAACUCAUCAUGAACAAGGAAAAUUUAUUAGAGAUGUUGAAUUUAGUCCAGAUUCCGGUAAAUAUGUCAUAACAGUUGGUUCUGAUAGAAAAAUUGCUUGUUUUGAUGGGAAAACUGGUGAAUUUUUAAAAUAUAUUAUCGACGAAAAAUCACCAAUAAAUGGUGGGAUUCAUGCAUUAUCAUGGUUAAAUGAAUCUAAAUUCGCCAUCGCAUGUGCUGAUGCUACUGUUAAAGUCUUCGAUGUUGAAAAUGAUAAUUGUCUACAAACUUGGAAUAUUCAUGAUUCUACUUUAAAUGAUUCUCAAGUUGGUUUAGUGGCUACUGGAGAUGAUACAUUAAUCUCUUUAUCUCUUGAUGGUUCUUUAAAUUUCUUUAAAUUAGGCGAAGAUGAUAUGCUAAAAUCUAUAAAAGGUCAUAAUAAAGGUAUCACCGCUAUGACUGUUAAUCCAUUGGUUUCAGGUUCAUUUGAUGGUAAGAUUAUGGAUUGGGAAGUUCAACCAGCAAAACUAUAUCAGGAACACACUAAUUUAAUUACAACAAUUGACUCUAGUGCAUAUCCAAAGAUUGCCUCUGUAUCCUGGGAUGAUAGUCUUAAAAUUAAUGGUGAGACUAAAUAUGAAUUUGAAAGUCAACCUAAAUUUUCUCAAACAAAUUCUUCUGGUAUUACAGCUAUAAUUACAAAUAAUGACAUUUUACAAAUUUUAAAUACAUCUGAGGCAACAAGUAUUGGUGAACUAAAAUUGAAAGAAUCUGCUUCAGCUGUCGGUAUAUCAGAAUCUCUAGUUUCCAUUUGUUAUGAAAAUUCCAAGAUAGUGGAGGUCUUUAAGAUUGUAGAUUUGUCUGUAAGUUAUACAUUAAAGACUGCAUUACGUGCAAAUGCAACAUCCAUCUCAAUCUCUCCAAAAGAAAAUUAUUUAGCAGCAGGUGAUGCAUCCGGUAAGAUUCUUCUAUUCGAUCUAGAGACAAAGGAUGUCAAGACUUCUAGAUGGGCAUUCCACACAAGUAAAAUUAACAGCAUGAGCUGGAGACCAGCUGUUGAAGAUGAAACCCAAAGUUAUCUAGCAACUGGUUCAUUGGACACAAACAUCUGUAUUUACUCAGUUGCUAGACCAAUGAGGGUUAUCAAGUUCAUGAAUGCACACAAGGAUGGUGUCAAUGCCGUUGCAUGGGAAAAUGCAGAUGUUCUUAGAACUGCUGGUUCUGACGGUUGUUUAAACACAUGGAAGGUAACGUUUGAGUGA
Messenger RNA from Maudiozyma saulgeensis, 1842 nucleotides. NCBI's taxonomy places the organism in Eukaryota, Fungi, Ascomycota, Saccharomycetes, Saccharomycetales, Saccharomycetaceae. The record is from the annotation of a GenBank genome assembly.